GAACAAAAAUCAGAUGUCAAAAAAGACGCCAGAGGACACGGUUCUGCAGAUGAAGAAGCACAUGCUAAAGCUCCUCUCUAAUCAUGAUUACCCUACCUUCUGCAAGAACGACCAAAAGAAUGGGCAGAUUGAUGUUGACAUCUCCAAAAUGCAUCGAUCUUAUCUGGAGGAACAUGAACCACAAGCAUUUGAACCACCUCCCAGCAAUGAUCCUAAUAGAGAAUAUAAACCUAAAGUGAAACAGUGGUUAUAUAGAAAAAUAUUUUUAGAUGAAUUCAAGACAUUUGAAUACAAUGCAUGUAAACGUCACAUCGGAGACCUAAGACGUAGUAUAGAGAGCGUUAUGAUCCAGAAAAAGAAAAAGGCACCUAAGCCGAAGCCUCCUGCUCCACCGCCUCCACAACAACAGCAGGCGAUGCCACAGGACUACAGUAUGAACAACCAUGCUCUCAAUAAUGGUGGACCUCAAGAUAUGAGUCGCACUGCCAUUCCUCCAGGAACUAUCAUAGCUGCAUCACCACAUCCACCAGCAAGUACAGCACCAGGGGGAUACCAGCCCAAUCUGAUGAACCUUGGUGUUGAUACCUCAUCCACACCUGUAUCAUCAAUGGCCACUAUGGGUGCGACCUCUACACUUCACAACUCCUUAGCUACGUACAUGACGCAGCAGGUUCAACCAAACAUACUCUUUGGUCUUGGGCAGCAACAGCAGCCACACCACCAGCAACAGCAGCCUCUCAACUUGCAAACUUCACACCAGGGACAACCAGCCAUGCAACCUCCACCUCACCAACCUCCAGGAACAUCAGCCGCACCAACGGCUGCUCCUCCACUACCACUAAAUUUGCACAAUCCUUAUUAUGUGUCUUUGGGUCCAAUGUUGCCACUACCUAUGUCCACUCCACAGCAUAACCAUCAACAGCAAUUCCAACAAAAUAUGUUGCAGCAACAGCAAGGCAUUCCUGGUGGCUUUAAUCAACAUACCAUGUACCAGUGA
Penaeus vannamei (Pacific white shrimp) is the source of this 997-nucleotide messenger RNA. NCBI's taxonomy places the organism in Eukaryota, Metazoa, Arthropoda, Malacostraca, Decapoda, Penaeidae. The record is from RefSeq and is a predicted model, not a curated record.